Messenger RNA from Harmonia axyridis, 2655 nucleotides. Its product is annotated as zinc finger BED domain-containing protein 4-like. The record is from RefSeq and is a predicted model, not a curated record. Gene Ontology annotation, molecular function: protein dimerization activity. The transcript has a single exon. NCBI's taxonomy places the organism in Eukaryota, Metazoa, Arthropoda, Insecta, Coleoptera, Coccinellidae. Bases 63 to 878 code for a protein of 271 amino acids.
UGUCCGAGCAUUUCUAUCGAAAAACUUUAUUUCGUCUGUAAUCUCGUCUGUUUCGUUUUCAAAUGGCCACCCUGUAUAUCACCAACAAUGAUGGUCUCACCAACCUUACUUACUCUGAAUGGGAAUUGGUGAAAAACAUCCUCAAUAUUUUAAGGCCAUUUGAAGAAAUCACAAAAACUGCAAGUAAAGAGCAAUAUUGCAUUUCUGAAGUGAUUCCAUUAGUCGUAACAUUAAAAGAAUAUUUAUCUAAAGAGGGGCCAAUCUUUGCUGGUGUAGGCACAAUGAAGAAUGAACUUUUAACAAGUUUAGAAAGAAGACUUGGUGAAACAAUAUUUCAACGAGAAAAUCUGUAUGUUGCCACAUUCUUAGACCCAAGGUUUAAAAUGAAUUUUUUCCCUAAAGAUACCAAAGGACAAAUAUUAACCUGUAUUAAAAAUUUAAUUAAAAGGAGGUAUAAUACUGUAGCUGAAGUGGAUCUCGAAUCUUCGGAAGAUGAUAAUAUUCCUUUAAGCGAUUUAAAUAAGGAAAAUACAUUCUGGGGAACCUUUGACAGUAUUGCCUCUACUUCGACCGAAACCACUAAAACAAAAAACAUGCAAGCAUGGAAAAAUGAAGUAAUGACAUAUUUGGAAUGUUCAACACAACCGAAAGAUAAAUCUCCUUUCGAGUGGUGGGAGGCAGAAAAGAAAAAAUUUCCUUGUUUGUUCACCGCAGCUUCGGAGUACCUGUCAGCACCUGCUGCCAGUGUGUCUAGUGAGCAACUAUUCAGUGAAUUAGGCAAUAUUUAUGAACCAAAAAGAAAUAGACUUAAUGAAGAUAGGGCGGAAAUGUUGGUGUUUUUACAUUACAAUAUCAAGAAAUUAAAUUUCAGUUAUUAGGAAUAUGAAUAUAUUAAUGUACUGUAUUUUGUACCUGCCAUAUAAAGUUCCUACCUAUGUUUGUUAGUAUAGUUGUUUAAUGUUGAUUUGUUUUCCUUUUUUAAUAAAAAAUAUUUCCCUUAGAAUGAAAAAUCUUAUUUUGUUUGAUAAAGUAUUCCAUUUUUGCACUGUUGUUUUUAUUGCGAAUUGAUAUUAUUUUUGUUUGUUAUAAAUUAUUUCAGUGGAUAUGUCCGAAUAAUCUUUUUUUAUUGGGUGCAAAAAAGUCAAUAAUCCUAGAAACCCUGGAUUAUUAUUAAAUGAAUACCUCUCAGAUAGGGUUUUAAUUUUUGUGUGGUAUUUUAACCCAUUUCUGUGCCUCUUGUCCCGGUCGAUUUUCCAACAUUUAUGGCAGCCCUAUUUUAGUACGGACGCUGGAGAAGUAUCGGAAAAAAUUCAGGAAGAACUCAUUAAAUUUCAAGAUGAUAGGAACUGCAAGGAUGCUUUUGAAUCAAAUCACUCGACUCGGUUUGGUGUAAAAAAGCAUAUUGUUAUACCAAACUUCGAGAAAUCGCCUUGCGCUAUUUUAUAGUUUUUUUAACGACUUAUUUGUGUGGAGAAGGAUUUUCAUUUAAUGUUAUUCAACUUCCGAAUGAACAGAUUCCAAAUGAGUUUUUGAAUCUAUCUUUUGACUACAAUUAUACUCGUGACAUUUGUGUUUCUUUAUAUUUGAAUGAAUUGAUUCUAUAUGCCUAUAUGUUGUUUUUGAACUGCUGUAUAGUGACACAAGUGGCAUUUGUGUUUGUUUAUGUUUAAAUGGACUGAGUUUAUAUGAACUUGAAACUGUAUCUUUUUAACAGAUGCAUAGUAAAAUAAGUGGCACUUAUUUUCUUUUAUAUUCAAAUUCUUCGAUUUUAUAUGCUCUUGAAGACUUAUCUUUUCAACUGAUCUAUAAUCAUAUAGGUGACAUUCAUGUUUUUUUUUAAGUCUAAAUGAACUGAAUUUAUAUGAUGACUUAAGUUAUAUGCUGUGGAAUAAGCACAUUUUUCACUUCAUACUUCCUCAAAUUCAAAUGAACUGCUUCUAUAUGCUUUUUAAGGUGAUCAUUUCGAACAGAAGCAAAAUCGCAUAAGUGACAUUUAUGUUUCUUUAAAUUAAAAUGAUUUGUUUCUAUAUGAUUUUUAAGACUACUCCAAAAAGACGACGACGCAGAUUUAGGAAAAAUCAUCAAAUUGUGUUCAAUAAUGGAAGAAUCUAAAUCGUAAGCAAUGAAUAUGGACAGCUCAAGCAAUCCCGUUGAUCGAGUUUUCGAGGCACGCAGAAGGCCAGGGACCGAGCCAGGGACCGUAUUCUCGACAAGGGAUCUUUCAAAACGUAUACGUACCAGGUUUUUCACCAUAAUUUGACCACCCCUUUAACUUUAUUACUAAAAGAGGUACAAAAAAAUGUUUCCUACAAAAGUUCCACGAAAUCGACUAGUGUUUUUGAAAAUGAUUUCACAAAAUGAAAUAUAUACAGAGUGUCCAACAUAUUGAUUGCAACUUCAUUUUUUCAAAUGGAACACCCUGUAUAUUUUUCUAUAUUUGACUAGCUCUUUUUUUCCUGAUUACGAAUAUAUAACAUAUGUUUGGUCUAUCUCUCUUAUUCUGAGUACCACAGAGUUUCAAAUUUUAAGAACCACCUGGCAAGCUAAGUAACCAGUUUUCAAGUGGUAUGCUGCGAUAACUCAAAAUGCUCUUUUGUGAGUUAUCUCGUUGGCAACGAUAUGACAUUCGUUUUUCACUAUAAAUUGUAAUUGGAU